Aspergillus homomorphus CBS 101889 is the source of this 1203-nucleotide messenger RNA. Its product is annotated as isopenicillin N synthase family dioxygenase. Lineage: Eukaryota; Fungi; Ascomycota; Eurotiomycetes; Eurotiales; Aspergillaceae. The transcript has 3 exons. The coding region runs from base 56 to 1132 and encodes 358 amino acids. The record is from RefSeq and is a predicted model, not a curated record.
CAACUUUUACCUUGAAACCGAGGCAGAUCUGAACUCAAUUCACUCUAGUGUCAGCAUGGCGACAGAGACUCAAUACACCCAUGUCGAACUGCUGACGUUGACUGGGCCAGAGUACCGUCGCGUGUCAACGGCGCCUCCACGUUUGCCCACCGAAGAUGAGAUCCCCAUCAUCGAUCUCAACCCUAUCGACGGCGAUUUUCAGGAACGAAAGGAUCUCGCAUCCAAGAUUCGCGCCGCUGCGGAAAACACUGGCUUCUUCUACGUCAAGAACCAUGGCAUCCCGGAGGACUUGAUCCAGGAAGCUCUCUCCCAAGCAAAAGCCUUCUUCCACCAGCCGGAAGAAGGCAAACAGAAAGUCGCGUCCGCAAAAAUGAAGCAAAUGGAUGGGUUCCAUGGAGUUGGAAGUACGCAGAUCAACAAGACAGAGUCGAAGGACCAGAAGGAGACAUUUUCCCUGCGCUAUAACCCGCUGCGCGAUCCCCAAGCCAACCCGACAACACUACCCGCCGAUGACCCCGACAACGCUCUAUGGGAAGGCACCGCCCAUCUCCCCGGCUUCCGCGAGACCACCAUCGCUUUCUAUCAAGCGCGUCUGAAUCUCGCCCGCAAGAUGAUCCGGAUCUUCGCUCUCGCUCUCAACCUCCCGGAGGACUACUUCGACGACCUGGUCACGCACCCAGGGGCAGACGGCCUGUAUGUGCACUAUCCCGGGACCCCGGAUGCUGCGAACCGCAGCGACGCAGAGCUGGAUGUGGGUAUCGGCUCGCACACCGACAUUCAAUGCGUCACCCUGCUGUGGCAGGACAUGUCCGGUGGCCUGCAGGUUCUUUCCACGAACGAUGAGUGGUUGGAUGCGCGCCCGAUCCCAGGCACCCUAGUGGUCAACAUCGGCGAUUUCUUGCAACGGCUUUCCAACAACCGCUUCCGGUCCACCGUGCAUCGCGUCUAUAACCGGCAGAGCACGUCGCGAUACUCGAUGCCGUUCUUCUUGGGAUUCAAUCCGGAAUCUGUGUGUCAGGUCGUGCCGUCUUGCGUCGAUGAUGAGCAUCCGCCUCUAUAUAAACCUAUCUCAUGUGGCCAGUGGCAUCGCGAUCGACUGGCCCUGGCGCAGGGCUUGCUGGUUCGUCCUUAAUCGUACUACUGAUCUGGAUGUGGCGUCUUAUAAUAAUAAUCUAUGAGGAAGCUGAGAUUGGAAAAGUGGGG